AUGAGAGCCACCCUGCUCAUGGCCCUGCUCACUUUAGCGCCCAUGCCCAGGGUGCCGGCGCUGUGGCUGGGCAGGCUGGACCCCACACAGCUCCUGGGGCCCUGGUACGUCCUGGCCGUGGCCUCGCGGGAGAAGGACUUCGCCUUGGAGAAGGAUGUGAAAGGCAUUGAGGGCGUCCUGGUGACACUCACCCCGGGCAACCGGCUGCGCCUGCAGGCAUCCCGGCACAGGCUGGAUGGCUGCUCCCGACAGGACAUGGAGCUGGUGAGGCAGACAUCGGGCUGGGUCUUUGAGAACCCCUCCCAUGGCGUGUUGGAGUAUCGUGUGCUAGGCACCAAUUUCCGAGACUUCGCAGUGGUCUUCACCCAGCUGGAGUUCGGGGACGAGGCCUUCAACACGGUGGAGCUGUACAGUCGCACGGAGACGGCCAGCCACGAGGCCCUGCGGCUCUUCAGCAAGUGGAGCAACGGCCUGGGUUUCCUGGCCCAGCAGCAGGCUCAGCUGCAGAAGGAUGUCACCUGUGCCCAGAAGCUUCUCCAGGUAGGCCCCUGCUGA
Molecule: messenger RNA, 555 nt
Organism: Ochotona curzoniae (black-lipped pika)
Lineage: Eukaryota; Metazoa; Chordata; Mammalia; Lagomorpha; Ochotonidae
Gene: LCN6
Product: lipocalin 6
Exons: 6
Coding region: 1-555 (184 amino acids)
Molecular function (GO): small molecule binding
Source: RefSeq, a predicted model, not a curated record